Messenger RNA from Anisakis simplex (herring worm), 696 nucleotides. The record is from the annotation of a GenBank genome assembly. Lineage: Eukaryota; Metazoa; Nematoda; Chromadorea; Rhabditida; Anisakidae.
AUGACGGCCUCAGCAUUACGGGCUGCCGCAUCGUUAACACCUUGCAGUGAUCUUGAUAUGUCAUUAGCGAUGGACACGAGCAUACCGAUCGCCACCGAACAAUUGAACGAUUCUGAUGAUAUGAUAUCUGCUGAUAACGCGAUCAGUUUACUCUUAAGAAAUGCACUCGAUUCGAGUCAAACGUUUUAUGAAACAACGCAACUCGAUUCUUUGAUUCAAUUCAUUUACGGAAUCGCUUUGCAAGGGUACUCGAACGAGAACGGCGAAAAAUCUCGAUUGGAUUCAGCUACAGCAUUACUGGAAUCGUUUGAUGGUUUCGUUCUCGUCCUUAAUUCAGACGGAAUGCUCGACUAUAUUUCUAGCAAAGCUUCAACAUACCUCUAUUAUUUACCUAUUGAGAUGAUGCAUCAGUCGAUAUUCAACUACAUUUCACCGAUUGAUCAUGAUCUCUUCAACAAAUUGCUUCCUGAUCAGUUUGGUGGCCUGGAAAGUGAGAAGAAGGCAAUUGGAUUCCACAAUUUUCCGUGUCGCUUCCUGCCGCAACUCGUUCCGUCGGCGAAUUCGCCUCGCGAUAUCGCCCUCGAAAUAUCCGCAGUGGUCAUCUCAGAGCCAAACAUCUGCAUUGAUGGCGGUGACACGUGGAGCUGCUUAGAGUCGCCUCAAAGUAGUGGUAAGCCUUUUCUAUGUGCUCAUUGA